AUGGGGUUUAAACAGUCAGUGGCAGAUAAUUCCGUGUUUACCAAAGGCAAGGAAUCAUCUUUUGUGGCACUACUAGUUUAUGUUGAUGACAUAGUAGUAACAAGUGCUGAUCCAGUUCUAAUUCAGCAUAUCAAGACUCAGCUCAAUAACACCUUCCAGAUAAAAGAUCUAGGAACUUUGAAAUAUUUCCUAGGCUUGGAGGUAGCAAGGCAGAAGAAGGGAAUUGCAGUAUCACAAAGGAAAUAUGCUCUUGAGUUUCUUACUGUCCCUUCCCACAAACUAAGUAAGGAUGAAGGUGAUUUCCUUGAUGAUAAUGUCCAGUACAGAAGACUGGUUGGGAAAUUAUUGUAUCUUGCUAUUACAAGGCCUGACAUUAGCUUUGCCACACAACAGUUGUCUCAAUUUCUGGAUAAACCUACACACCUACACCUACAAGCAGCUCACGGGGUGUUAAGAUAUAUCAAAAGUGCUCCAGGACAGGGACUGUUCUUUCCAGCAUCUUCUGAUCUAAGCCUGAAGGCUUUUUCUGAUGCAGACUGGGGUGCUUGCAUUGAUUCCAGAAAGUCUGUAACAGGGUUCUGCAUCUUCUUGGGGAAGGCCUUGAUCUCAUGGAAAUCCAAGAAGCAAGCCACUGUUUCUAAGUCCUCCUCAUAA
Molecule: messenger RNA, 654 nt
Organism: Ipomoea nil (Japanese morning glory)
Lineage: Eukaryota; Viridiplantae; Streptophyta; Magnoliopsida; Solanales; Convolvulaceae
Exons: 2
Coding region: 1-654 (217 amino acids)
Source: RefSeq, a predicted model, not a curated record